AUGACACUGCUCAAUGGCCUUAUUCCAAUAGACUGUAAAGAUUUUCGUGCAGAUGGUCACACUAAUUCAGGGGUGUAUGAAAUCUAUCCCUAUGGCGCCAUUACCAGUCCUAUCAGAUUUUACUGCGACAUGGAGACAAUGGACGGAGGAUGGACGCUACAAAGAACGAUAACUCUUCACGCUAGGAUGUUUUUACGUUCAGACAAGGCAAAAUUUCUGUUUACAGAUUUUAUUGUCAUGUUUUUCUUCACUGGAGGAGACAGCAUGUUAAACACUGGGAAUGCUAACUUUGAUCUGUCAGGGAUAUACUUCAGUACACCAGACAGAGACCACGACAGAUGGGGAGGUGGGGGUAGUUGUGCUGCUGGUAAUUGGGGAGGCUGGUGGUUUAACUUAUUUCGCUUGUUUUCCCUCAACGGUCCCUGGUAUCCUGAGUCCUGGACUUAUCCUUGGUAUCCUAAAAUCACAUCCGGUGAUUCUGUGAGGGAGACAAUGAUGUUGGUCAAACGUCACUAG
Messenger RNA from Saccostrea echinata, 516 nucleotides. Its product is annotated as fibroleukin-like. The transcript has 5 exons. The record is from RefSeq and is a predicted model, not a curated record. NCBI's taxonomy places the organism in Eukaryota, Metazoa, Mollusca, Bivalvia, Ostreida, Ostreidae. Bases 1 to 516 code for a protein of 171 amino acids.